Messenger RNA from Exophiala spinifera, 1707 nucleotides. RefSeq lists its product as uncharacterized. The record is from RefSeq and is a predicted model, not a curated record. Gene Ontology annotation, biological process: box C/D sno(s)RNA 3'-end processing; rRNA methylation. Gene Ontology annotation, molecular function: histone H2AQ104 methyltransferase activity; RNA binding; rRNA methyltransferase activity. Bases 1 to 1707 code for a protein of 568 amino acids. Gene Ontology annotation, cellular component: box C/D methylation guide snoRNP complex; small-subunit processome. Lineage: Eukaryota; Fungi; Ascomycota; Eurotiomycetes; Chaetothyriales; Herpotrichiellaceae. The transcript has a single exon.
AUGAAAACCACAUACUCCACCAACGCCCUCAAGCGGUGGUCUUGUAAGAGCCGCGAUAUUCCCCCCGUUGCUCAAGUUAAAGCCAUUCACGUCUACGACUUCGACAAUACUCUAUUUUCUAGUCCCCUCCCCAAUCCACAAAUAUGGGCACCUCCUGCAAUAGGAAUGCUGCAAGCUUACGAGACCCUGGCAUACGGAGGAUGGUGGCAUGAUGUAUCCGUUCUGGCAGCAACAGGAGAGGGCCUUGAAAAAGAAGAAGCCAGAGCAUGGGAAGGCUGGUGGAACGAGACUGUCGUUCAACUCGUCGAGCUGAGCAUACAGUCGAAGGACGUUGCCACAAUUCUGCUCACAGGAAGAAACGAAACCAAUUUCGCAGAUCUGGUCAAUAGAAUCUGUGAUGCCAAAAACCUUCGUUUCGACAUGGUAGUGUUGAAGCCCGAGGUCGGCCCUGCCGGUCAAAGAUUUGAGAGCACAAUGAGCUUCAAGCAGGAAUUCCUCCGAGAACUAGUUUUCACAUACAUCAACGCGGAAGAAAUCAAGGUCUACGAGGACCGCCCGAAGCACGCGAAAGGAUUCCGGGAGUAUUUUGAACGACUGAACAAAUCCCUGCUUUCCCAUCCCGCCGAUCAACCACCACCUUCGCGGAAACCUAUCAUCGCCGAUGUCGUCCAUGUUUGUGAAUUGAAAUCGAACCUGAACCCGGAGACUGAAAUCAGCGUCGUCCAAAAAGCUAUCAAUCGUCACAACGACUCCGUGACCAACGGUGGACCAAAUCCAACCAGGAGUGUCCGGAAACACCUGAAAAUCACUGAGCAGUUCUCAUAUUUCGGUUACCUCAUCAAUCAGACGGACUCUGCUCGUUUGAUCACUCUUAUCACCGGAUUGCCCGCAGCUCUCAUCGACUCUGGAGAGGUUCGCCUCCUGGCCUCAAGCAUUCUGAUCGCCCCUUUCAUCCCCAAGAAGAGCCUUGUCAAGAAAGUCGGUGGUCGGGGCAAAAAAGUAACGUGGCAGGUGACUGGUUUCACAAAAUAUGACGAUCGCAUUUGGGCGGCUCGAGUUGCCCCAGUAUCAGAAACCCAGAUUGUUACGCAGGACCCUAUCCCACUUGUAGUGCUGGCGAUUCGCAAAGGAUCAAGACAAAUCGAUGCGGCAAAAAUUCAACAGUGGGAGCCUGUUGCUCCAGAGAAAGCCUUCAUGUUCGAGACAACCGUGGGAGACAAGGUUAUGCUGAAGAUCGAAGACGACUUUGCACGUGGCAAAGAAGGACGAAGGUAUGAGAACAGCGAUGGAGGCAACAAGCGCAAGCAUGUCAACGACGACUCCGACUAUACGCCUCAGUACAGCUAUACCCGAAAUAGUGCCGCGGAUCGAGAGGAAGGAUCCUGGACCGGGGACAAGCGUUCAGCCAGAGGUAGCCGGUUUGCCCAACGCAAUGCAAUUAGUAAGGCUAAUUUCAAUAACCGCAACAAUCCAAAUACUCCUGGCAACAAGCACACCGCGCAGGAUUCCAACUCUGCUGGGAGACAACGUGGUGGAGGACCCGCCGUAGGGAGUGGGAAUCGAGGAAGAAACGCAGCGGGCCCCCACUCCGGUGGCGGCGGUAGAGGCCCUCCUGGAUACAAGAGUCUCGAUGAUUACGGCCCUGGCAAUUUUGAUGGUGCGAACGACCCCAAGGCUGGAUCGGGAGAGAUGGUGAUGAACUACUAA